UAUUCUCGGCUUCUCAUGGCUGGUACCUUGCGCAUGUCGCGUUCUUGGGCGGUUCCAGAAGGCCAUUCACGCUCGCCAUGAUGCGUUUCCGCUGCCCCAGUCUGGUCUUCAUUCACGUCGGGACUAAUCAUUAUCUAAACCCCACUUACUGCCCAGGAUCGAUAUGAGAAGUAGACGGGCAAGCAAGCCUGAAUAUUAGUAUGCCAUCAACGUUUGAACUUUCGAGAACCAUUUGGAUUGUGGCUACAUGUUAUUGACGACUUGCUGGGAUAUCGGACACUUGUACAUGCGAGCAUCCAAUUUCACUUGGUUGGAGGCAUGACUGCAUUGCACGUAGGCCAUGUAACCUGUCUCUGGAAGCUCGCAAUCGCAAAGAGCGCCGACCAGGCUGCAUCACAUACCGUCAUUUCCCAAAUAAUUGAUCAUAAAUAACCCACAAUGCUCAACUAUUUGCGCACGGUGUCACCAACAGUUGCAAGCAUGCAUGCAUGCAGGUAAAUCGUGCUUGAACGUUCAAUGUUCAAUGGAGGUUCUCCACGUGAUCAACCUCGGCGCAACCGGACACGAUGCCGCUCCCAACCACCACCUUAACAGUCGGUUCCGAUCUCUCCUCUACUAUGCACCGUCUCUGGUAACACGCAGCUUGAAUUGGAAACACUACGAUAUGAGGAUUCGAAAACCUUUUGCUGGCGCAUUUGUAGCCAUCAUCUUCAUUUCCGCCGCAGCCGGAUUUUCGCCCUCCGAAUACAGCAUUCCGGCAUAUAAACAAUCCGACAAAGCCCUCCACUUCAUCGCUUUCUUCCUCCUUACUUUCUGCUUCUAUUGGAUCCUGGAAGCAAGUAGGAGAAAGGUCGUGCAUCUUACGUUGACCGUAUGCACUUUGGGUUUGGGAUGCGCCAGUGAGAUCAUACAAGGAGUUUUGCCGAUCCACCGCGAAUUCGACUAUUAUGACAUAGUUGCAAACGUCCUGGGGUCCGGGAGCGCCAUCGCGUUAUGCAAUUGGUACCACAAGCGCAUGCUCGAGAGGAAACGUGCGGCACGCGGCUAUGGAGGUGUCGCAGGCGAAGACCCCGAUGAAGACGUGGAGCUAGGUGAGGGCAUCGGGGCCCAGGAAACCGGUGUCGUUCGACCGACAGUCGACGAGGAGCUGGAUCGUUGGGAUGAGAAUGCCGAAGAUUGGGACACUACAGAACCAGCAGAAACAUCGGUCGAGCAAGACGGUGGGGGAGAUCUGGGCGAUAGCAAGAAGCGUGCGGAUUAA
Molecule: messenger RNA, 1261 nt
Organism: Periconia digitata
Lineage: Eukaryota; Fungi; Ascomycota; Dothideomycetes; Pleosporales; Periconiaceae
Source: the annotation of a GenBank genome assembly